AUGAGGCUGUGGCUAGUGACCUUGCACAUAUUCCUGGUGGGUUCGAACCUCUGGGCGUCUGCCCACUUCCACGAGGAUCUCGAGGACAAUGAGUUCGCCGAAUUCGAGGACUUCGACGAUGUGCAGACACAGCAGCAAAAGCAGAAACCCGUAGAGUCCUUCAAACCAGCAUCUCCCCCCUCGGCCGCUCCCUCUGAGGAGAUCUUCGAGGAGGACGACGCUCUUGUGGAGGAUGACGUUGAUUCUGAGUUCGAUCACUUCCAGGACGAGGAAGAGUUCGAGGGUCUCGAGUCCACUCCCAGGAGUGGAAACGGCAAGCCGGAGGAGCCCUCGACCCUCACCAUAGCCAAAGUGCCCCUGCACUUGCGCGCCCGGUGGGACAGCUUCUACCUGGAGAUCCUCAUGGUGACGGGUCUCCUCGUGUACUUCAUAAACUACCUCGCUGGUAGAUCCAAGAACCUCCGGAUCUGCGAGAAGUGGCUGCAGGACAACAGGAAAAUUCUACGAGAGAAUUUCUCACUCGUGGGUGAUACGGGAGCGAGCGUCGAGGCGGACGACAAUGGUCUCGUCAAGGAGUCGGAGUCUCAGUACGAGAUUUACUGCUCUGGCAGGGUCGGCUGUGACUCUAUGUUGAUUGAAUUGAAGCUCAUAAAACGACAGGACCUGGUGGCAGUACUCUCACAGAUCGUGAGGCCCCAGAGUGAUCAGGCGCAUAUUAAGAUUGAGCUCUCCAAGGACGAGACCGAUAACUUCGUCCUCGCUGUGGCCACUAAGAAAACAGCAAUGCACCUGACCAGGGACAUUGCGGACAUUGCGACUUACUGCCCUGAGAAGAGGCCCGGUGAGAAGGUGGGACUGCCUCCUGGGUUUUUCAUCAUGUCGGAGAUUGCUGAGGCCACCAGUGCCAUUUUGGAUGCCAGGGUCCUCCAAGCUAUUAACAAGUAUGCACAGCUCGUGGAUUAUAUACAUAUCAGCGAUCAGUUCAGUGGAGCUAAACAACAGGAAGAGAGUGGCCAAUUAGCAAUGCCAGAUGUCAAACGAGUGCUUCACAUUGGAUUGAACAUCAGUAUAAAAGGUAAACUACUCACAGGCGAGAAUCAGGAAAAAAUGAAACAAUUAUUGCAGCUGUCAUUUUAUCUGCUGGACAAAUUGAGAAGAUUUAAGCUGUCGAAAGAGGGAAAAGCCAAGACCGACAAGAAUCGUCUGAGAGUUGAGGAAGCCUUCCUGAAAUCCACUCAUGCAGCUCGUGCAGAAGCAGCUGCCGCAAAACGCGAAGAGAAAAGACGUGCUGAGAAGGAGAGAAUACUUCAGGAAGAGGAUCCGGACAAGCAGAGAAAGUGGGAGGAGAAGGAGCAGAAGAGAUUAGCGAAGAAGAGAGCUCCGAGAAUGAAGCAGCUUAAGGUCAAGGCACUGUGAGCUGUGUAAAUUCUACACUGAUCAUGUUUUAAAAUUAAUUUUUUCGAUCCUCGAGAGACUGGACUGAAGUCAUUCGCAUUUAAGUCAGUUCACUAUUCAUUGGAGGCCAUUAUAACUGAUUGAGAAUCAGUUUUCCGAGAUAUUUUUUACUAAAGCAAAUCGAUUUGCAAGUAUACAAAAGAAAUUAAUUGUUAAACAAAUUCUCCCUUUUGUUAGAAAUAGUCAAUGGAUUUUUUCAGAUAUAAAAUAGAUCAAUUAAUGCAGUGGUAAUUCAGAAAACAAAAGAAAUACCGAGUGCAGUAAAUCAUCAGGACACUUGUUAUCAAUUUUUUUAACAUUAAGAUCGUUGAAAAAAUUGAAUUUUUACUGAAGAAUUUUUUCUAGUCGUUCAAUACCACUGAUGAGUGGAGAUUCUUCGGACGUUUAGGAGUGUUUCAGAUUUUUUAUUGUCUUUAACAUGACGUAAUAAAGGUCGCCAGGCACCAGAUGAACAAUUCGGUGUUAAAUAAAAUCCAUAAUUUAUUGUACAUAAAAUAAACAAAUGUUUUACAAGCCAGGAAA
This is a messenger RNA of Diachasmimorpha longicaudata, 1977 nucleotides long. RefSeq names its product PAT complex subunit CCDC47. The record is from RefSeq and is a predicted model, not a curated record. NCBI's taxonomy places the organism in Eukaryota, Metazoa, Arthropoda, Insecta, Hymenoptera, Braconidae. Gene Ontology annotation, biological process: endoplasmic reticulum calcium ion homeostasis. Gene Ontology annotation, molecular function: calcium ion binding. Gene Ontology annotation, cellular component: endoplasmic reticulum. Bases 1 to 1416 code for a protein of 471 amino acids. The transcript is spliced from 4 exons.